GUAGUUCAGACUCCUGCCCCAACACGGCCGCGGGUCGUCGGCUCGGACAUCUGAGGCCGUCCUGGCCUUCGGCUCUGGGCUCGGAGGAUGGAUCCAGGACCCGGGACCGACACGGCGCCGCUGGCUGGCCUGGUCUGGUCGUCGGCUUCGGCGCCUCCGCCACGGGGAUUCAGUGCGAUCUCCUGCACCGUGGAGGGGACGCCCGCCAACUUCGGCAAGAGCUUCGCGCAGAAGUCUGGCUACUUUCUGUGCUUCAAUUCCUUAGGCAGCCUAGAGAAUCCGCAGGAGAAUGUGGUGACCGAUAUCCAGGUCCUGGUGGACAAGAGCCCCCUCCCACCGGGCUUUUCCCCGGUCUGCGACCCCCUGGACUCCAAGGCCUCUGUGUCCAAGAAGAAACGCAUGUGUAUGAAGCUGGUGCCCCUGGGGGCUGCAGACACAGCUGUGUUUGAUGUCCGGCUGAGUGGGAAGACCAAGACGGUGCCUGGAUACCUUCGAGUAGGGGACAUGGGAGGCUUUGCCAUUUGGUGCAAGAAGGCCAAGGCCCCCAGGCCGGUGCCCAAGCCCCGAGCUCUCAGCCGGGACAUGCGGGGCCUCUCCCUGGACCCACCUGCCCAGCCCAGCAAGGGCGGCUUUCCAGAGCGGACCCUGUCCCGGGUUGGCUCUCGGGCAUCUACUCUGCGGAGGAGCGACUCCAUCUAUGAGGCCUCCAACCUCUAUGGCAUCUCAGCCAUGGAUGGUGUUCCCUUCACACUGCACCCGCGAUUUGAGGGCAAGAGCUGUGGCCCUCUGGCCUUCUCUGCCUUUGCCGAUCUGACCAUCAAGUCACUGGCGGAUAUUGAGGAGGAGUAUAACUACGGCUUUGUGGUGGAGAAGACUGCGGCUGCGCGCCUGCCCCCCAGCGUCUCGUAGCCCUUCGUCAGCCCCAGGGAAGAGCCCCCCCUGCCGGACACCCGGGACUGGCAGCCACCCCACCCCACAGCAUCUUGGGAAUCUUGGUGGCGCAGGGCAUUUUAGACCCUCAGCCACACAGCGGAGCGACAGCCCUGGAGAAGGGGGCAGGACCGGUCCGCUCGGUGAUGGGGUCUCUCGCCCCCUGGGCCCUGCAGGGCAGGGGUGGGGGCUGGACGGAAACCAGUGCCUUCAAGUCAUUUGUGUCAAAACUCUCUGGUGCCUGGAGGCCACGCGGGCGUCCUCCUGGCAAUAAACACCGCCCUGCGCUCGCCGUCUGGAGUCCUGA
Messenger RNA from Herpailurus yagouaroundi (jaguarundi), 1237 nucleotides. RefSeq names its product multivesicular body subunit 12A (gene MVB12A). The transcript has 9 exons. Gene Ontology annotation, biological process: receptor catabolic process; viral budding; endosome to lysosome transport via multivesicular body sorting pathway. Gene Ontology annotation, cellular component: ESCRT I complex; cytosol. The record is from RefSeq and is a predicted model, not a curated record. Bases 88 to 909 code for a protein of 273 amino acids. Lineage: Eukaryota; Metazoa; Chordata; Mammalia; Carnivora; Felidae.